AUGAGCGACGCUCAGCUCUCUUUUGGGAUUGUGAUGCUGUUACAGACCGGCACCGGGCUCUCGAUGAACAUUUUUCUCCUCCUGUUAUAUGCCCGGGUCGUUUCCGUCAGCCACAGACUUAGCUCCUCUGACCUGAUCCUCGCCCACCUGGCCCUGGCCAACAUCAUCGUCCUCCUCACGUGGGGCAUCCCAAAUACUCUGUCGAUUUUGGAGUUGAGAAUUUCCCUGGACGAAGUUGGAUGCAAAAUAAUCACGUAUCUCUAUCGAGUGGGCCGGGGCCUCUCCGUCUGCAUCACCUGCCUCCUGAGCGUCUUCCAGGCCGUCACCAUCAGCCCCGCCACCCCCCGGUGGGCGGCGGCCAAAGCCAAAUUGCCCAAGUGCAUCCUCCCCUCCUGUAUCCUCUCCUGGGUGCUCAAUCUACUGAUAAAUGUUGGUAUGCCAGUGUACGUAAGAGGCCCGAAGAACACCACUUUCCAAGCCGCAUAUGAUCUUAAAUAUUGUUCAGGGGCUCCUGUCAGUACAAUAAUUAUGUUGGUGAAUACCGUUCUUUACUCUGCCUGGGAUCUGUCCUUCGUGGGGCUCAUGAGCUUGGCCAGCGGCUACAUGGUGUUUGUCCUGCACAGGCACCACCGGCGGGUCCGGCACCUCCACGGACCCGACCGCUCCCCCGGGGCGAUGCCCGAGGUCCGAGCGGCCAAGAGAGUCGUCGCGCUGGCCACCCUCUAUGUCCUCCUCUAUGGGCGACAGUCAGUGAUGUUGACUAUUUUGCUGAACGUGAAAGGGUACUCACUCAGUGUGUUUAAUAGUCACCUGGUCUGGUCGUUAGCCUUCUCGGUUUUCAGUCCGUUCCUGAUGAUUUGCAGUGACCAGAGAGUGAGAUCAUUCUGGAAAAGGGAAUCAACUAUUUCCAACCUGGAUCCCUCCUAG
This is a messenger RNA of Ornithorhynchus anatinus (platypus), 927 nucleotides long. Its product is annotated as olfactory receptor class A-like protein 1. The transcript has a single exon. Gene Ontology annotation, molecular function: pheromone receptor activity. Gene Ontology annotation, biological process: G protein-coupled receptor signaling pathway. NCBI's taxonomy places the organism in Eukaryota, Metazoa, Chordata, Mammalia, Monotremata, Ornithorhynchidae. Gene Ontology annotation, cellular component: membrane. The record is from RefSeq and is a predicted model, not a curated record. Bases 1 to 927 code for a protein of 308 amino acids.